Tupaia belangeri chinensis (Chinese tree shrew) is the source of this 858-nucleotide messenger RNA. RefSeq names its product G protein subunit gamma 4 (gene GNG4). Gene Ontology annotation, cellular component: heterotrimeric G-protein complex. Lineage: Eukaryota; Metazoa; Chordata; Mammalia; Scandentia; Tupaiidae. Gene Ontology annotation, molecular function: G-protein beta-subunit binding. The transcript has 4 exons. Gene Ontology annotation, biological process: G protein-coupled receptor signaling pathway. Bases 177 to 404 code for a protein of 75 amino acids. The record is from RefSeq and is a predicted model, not a curated record.
GGCCGAGUGCAGGUGUGGCCCUCCUUCUCCGCGCCCCGCCUCACUCGUCCCAAGGACUAACGCCCGGGUGAGCCCCAAUCGGAAGCCCAGGAUCAGCCUCUCUGAGCAUUGAGCGUCACCGCCAGCCUCUGUCCCUGCCCCAGCCUCUCACUGCCACUUCUCGGCAGGGCAGCAGCAUGAGAGAGACCGUGGCCAACCAUAGCACCGCCAGCAUCUCCCAGGCCAGGAAGGCCGUGGAGCAGCUGAAGAUGGAAGCCUGCAUGGACCGGGUCAAGGUCUCCCUGGCCGCCGCCGACCUCCUGGCUUACUGCGAGGCCCACAUGCACGAGGACCCCCUCAUCAUCCCUGUGCCCGCGUCGGAAAACCCCUUCAGGGAGAAGAAGUUCUUCUGCACCAUCCUCUGACUCCGUCCAUGCUGAAAACGGUUCUGCCCGGACGUCUCUGUGGAGACCCUGCAAGCUCUCAGCCUCGGGCCGGGGCGGCUGCGCCCGAGUCAUUUCUCACUUGUUUCUUUGGGUCCUCAGUGCUGUCCUCCUCCCCAUGUUAUCCCCACCACUGGCAAAGCAGCAGGCGUUUCAUAGUGAGCCGCCGGGGUGCCCUGGCCAAGCGAGCGCGUGCAGGGUCUAGUGUUUUGAAGCAUCUCUUGCCAAGUUUAAAUGCAUCAAUAAAUGUCGGUGAUAACUUACAGAAAACCGUCCCUGGAUACCUCCGUCCCGGUCAGUCUGUGUCUGAUUACAACACUUUGACCCCAGAGGCAGUGCCACCUCCCUGACUGGGCAGACAGUUCCGGAAGUCGGUUUCUGGCAUUCCCAGCACCCUCGUAAAAGCAGACCCUCGUCCCAGGGUUGGGACGGUUUU